Theileria parva strain Muguga is the source of this 806-nucleotide messenger RNA. RefSeq names its product emp24/gp25L/p24 family/GOLD family protein. Gene Ontology annotation, cellular component: endoplasmic reticulum; Golgi apparatus; COPII-coated ER to Golgi transport vesicle. Gene Ontology annotation, biological process: Golgi organization; intracellular protein transport; endoplasmic reticulum to Golgi vesicle-mediated transport. Lineage: Eukaryota; Apicomplexa; Aconoidasida; Piroplasmida; Theileriidae. The record is from RefSeq and is a predicted model, not a curated record. Bases 28 to 789 code for a protein of 253 amino acids. The transcript has 3 exons.
UUAUAAAAUACAUUUUAUAUAUUUAAAAUGAUCCGUUUAAAAAGUAUUUUAAUAUUUCUAGCAAGUUGGUGUUUUUUCCAUAAAAUCGUCUCAUUCGGUGUUAAGUUCACCUCUUGCAAUUAUGAAGAGGAUUAUGAACAGGAUUUUGACAUGACUCCGCCAGAUUCUCUGGAGCGAGAUGAGGACUUCCACGACGAUAUUCCGUACUAUAACGAGUGGAACGAGAAAAUGACCGACUUCCACCCGAAAUCGCUUCUUUCAGUUAUUGUCCCGCCCAAAUCCAGUGAAACCUUUUACGAAACUGUUUUCAAACAGCCCACAACCAUCAAGGGCAUGUUCUUCACUACCUCCAAAGAUGAUUAUCUAAGCGUUCAAGUCGUCGUUAAAUCCCCCGUCAACCAAGUAUUGUAUACGAAUGACUCGCCUGAGGGUUUGUUUUCGGUUGACGCGAACAUGGUCGGGGAUUAUGAAAUAUCUCUGACAAACACGCACUGGAUGACUCCGGUGUCAGUGACCUUUGCCACUGGCACUGACGAUCACUCGAUUUUGAAGACUGAGCAUGUGGAGAACACCUUUAACAGGGUUAAGAAGCUUGAGGAACACAUUGAUAACAUUUACUCCCAGUUUAGAUACUUUUGGACUCACAAUAACAGGCAAAUGAACGCGACUAAAAAGGCCCAAGGCAGAUUACUUCUCUACGCGCUACUUCAAUUCACUGUUAUUCUCCUUUGCUCACUCGUUAGCAUUUGGUACGUAAAGAAAAGCGUUUCCAAUAAACGAAUUCUCUAAAUUUACUACACAUUUUA